Molecule: messenger RNA, 1070 nt
Organism: Meloidogyne enterolobii
Lineage: Eukaryota; Metazoa; Nematoda; Chromadorea; Rhabditida; Meloidogynidae
Source: the annotation of a GenBank genome assembly
UUUUUUUAUUAAAAAUGAAUAUUGGUGAUGAGGGAAUGCUUCUCUCUAAUAUUGCAAUUUGUGUUGGUAUUACAAAAGAUGAAUGUUUUGAAUUAGCUCAUCUACUUGUGUUAGAUCGACCACAACGCACCUUUACUUGUCCGUGGAAGUUAGACGAACAUUUUGAAAUUGGCCGUUGGUAUCGCCAAGUGCGUGUUAAGGAUGAACAUUCAGCAAUAACUAAGACUUAUUGGAAAUUAAUGGAUGAAUUUAUUCCAACAAUUUUAAUUCGAGCUGAGGAAGGAUUUACUUUGAUUGAGGUAUCAUUGCCUAUAUAUUUUGCACCAGACUUAUCCUUAUUUUCAUCGUUACAACAUAAAAAUUCAAAAGUUGCAUUACCAAUUUGUCCUUUGUAUGGACAAGAAAGUCUUCCGAUUUUUAAUGUGCCAGCUGGCGGAUUUUCUGAUAAAAACGGGAAUUCACCUGUACCCGGAACCUUGUAUGGCUUUCGAGUUGAUAUCGCAUUUGCUCCUGGAUUUGACCCGAUAUGGUCAUAUAAUGGAAAUUAUGUUCGUAAUCUUGAUUAUUUUCAUGGGACUUCAGCAUAUGUAUUUGAGGUAAGUAAACUUAAAGCGGUAAAGAUUUAAAAAAAUUUAAGAUUUAAUUCAAUAAGGGAGCUAAUUGAGAAAAAAACAAAAAAUCUAAGAUUUUUUGUACUUAUUCCCCCCCCCCCAGUCCGCAAUUUAGUUGGAGUGCGGAAUGGUCAGUCAUUUUUUCCUUCCAAAAGUUUAAAAAAUUUGCCUGUGUUCACAUUCAUUCACUCUUACUUCAAUUCAGGCAUCUUUGUUUUUUAUUGCCUGUCACACAUAUUUACCCCGUACUUCAACUAAAUUGCGGACGGGGGGGGGGGGGGGGGUGAGCUUUCAAUCGAAUAUGAAAAGGAACUUAAGGUACUUUUAUUGUGUAAUUUCAUUUUUAAGUAUAUUUCAAGUCAUGACAGUGUUUAUAAAGUUCAGAUUUACUCGUACUCUGUACAGGCCUAUUUUUGGUCUCGUAUUUCGAACCUAAGUACGAGUACGAAUUGUGGUACG